UUCAAUCUCUUCCACAAAUCAACAAAGGAAAGAAACAACAACAUGAUGAAAACGAUGAAGAAAAUUGCGACUGCAACAGAGAAGGCUAGGGCUGAUGACGACGGUUGCAAGUCUUUUGCGGCGAGGCCUGUCCAGGCGAAGAAGCAAUCGGCUCCACCAAUGAGACUUUCUCAAAACCCUAAAGCCGUGAUUAAGAAACAACUGAAGAAGCCUUGCAAGUCUGUUUCAACAAGGCCUCUAGAGAUAACGAAGAAGAAGCAGUCGAUUCCGGAAGUUUCUGGAAACCCUAAAGCUGUUCCAGCGGUGAAGAAGAACGAUAAGGAUACGUUGGAGCUGUUCGAAAUAGCCAAGAAAUCAGCUGACGUGGCCAACACGAAGGGACUUCUGGCGGCCAAAGCAGAGACAUCUAUCUGUGUGGAUACUCUCUCUUUGCUCAUCACUAUGCCAAUAAGCGCAACAGCUCCUGAAACGAGGAGGAUCAUGGAGAGGCUUGGUCAUCUCACAAGGCACAAAGAUCGUAAAAUCUGCAAUUCUGCAUCGGCUCUUUUACAACAUUGGAGUCUGAGCAUCAGAGAUCAACAACACUAAGAUGCCCUCUAAA
Brassica oleracea var. oleracea is the source of this 601-nucleotide messenger RNA. RefSeq lists its product as uncharacterized. The record is from RefSeq and is a predicted model, not a curated record. NCBI's taxonomy places the organism in Eukaryota, Viridiplantae, Streptophyta, Magnoliopsida, Brassicales, Brassicaceae. The transcript has a single exon. The coding region runs from base 43 to 588 and encodes 181 amino acids. Gene Ontology annotation, cellular component: nucleus.